Messenger RNA from Phytophthora sojae, 2376 nucleotides. RefSeq lists its product as hypothetical. Gene Ontology annotation, cellular component: spindle pole; cytoplasm; centrosome. The transcript is spliced from 3 exons. Gene Ontology annotation, molecular function: protein kinase activity; protein binding; ATP binding. Bases 1 to 2376 code for a protein of 791 amino acids. Gene Ontology annotation, biological process: mitotic cell cycle; protein phosphorylation; regulation of cytokinesis. Lineage: Eukaryota; Oomycota; Peronosporomycetes; Peronosporales; Peronosporaceae. The record is from RefSeq and is a predicted model, not a curated record.
AUGACGAUGCAGGCGCGCGACCCGACGGAGCUGCUGGCCAGUGGCAAGGAGAACUCCGCGGCGGGCGGCAACCAGCCCACGACGCCGUCCAGUGCGCGCGACAAGCUGCGCCGAAGCAGCAGCGACGCGGCGCGCCGCGUGUACGACAGCGACCGGUUCAAGCUCGUGCAGAGUCGCAGAGGCAGCGGCGCCGCCAGCCCGCUGCCGGCCAGCAGCAACCAGGAGGAGAACGUGGACAUGGAGCUGCCGCCUCCCCCUCCGCCUGCUCCGGCCGCGGCCAAGCAGAAGAAGAAGGAGCCGACGCCGCAGCCAGUUGUGGCCGACCAGAUCCUCGAGGCGUAUUUGGACGCCGGCGGCUACGUCAAGACGCGGACGUACCUCAAGGGGAAAUUCCUGGGGAAGGGAGGGUUUGCGCGUUGCUACGAGAUGAAGUGCGAGCAGACGGGUAAAGUUUACGCCGGCAAAGUGGUGGCCAAGAGCUCGUUGGUGAAGCCCAAGGCCAAGCAGAAGUUUACGUCGGAGAUCAAAAUCCACAAGUCCCUGCACCACCCGCAGGUUGUACAGUUUGAACACUUUUUUGAAGACUCGGACAACGCGUACAUUCUGCUGGAGCUGUGCCGCAACCAGUCGCUGUCGGACCUCAUGCGAAGGCGGAAGCGCCUCUCGGAGAGCGAAGUGCGGUUCUACAUGCGCCAGCUCGUGGAGGGGCUGGCCUACUUGCACGAGAACCUGGUGAUCCACCGCGACCUGAAGCUGGGCAACCUGUUCCUCACGACAGACAUGCGACUCAAGAUCGGAGACUUUGGACUCGCCACGAGGCUUGAUAACCCCGAAGACCGCAAGCGCACGAUGUGCGGUACACCGAACUACAUUGCGCCGGAGAUUUUGAGUGGACAGCGAGGAGACGGACACAGCUUCGAGGUCGACAUUUGGUCGACGGGCGUUGUCAUGUACACGCUGCUCGUCGGCCGGCCCCCGUUCGAGACGGACGACGUCAAGGCCACGUACAAGCGUAUCCGCGCCAACCAGUACGACUUCCCAGAGACUGCGCAUGUGUCACGCUCAGCUCAGUCGCUGAUCCGCGGCAUCCUUCGGAGCGAUCCUGGCGCCCGACCAUCGCUGGAGCAGAUUUUGAAGCACCCGUUCCUGGCCGAUGAGUUUGUCCCGACGUCGUUGCCCCGGACAGCUUUGCUUGUUACGCCACCAGCCUGCAAGAACCAGUCUUUCGCGAGCCGUCACAGUGACAGCGAACGCUUUGCAAGCUCCACGGGAGUAAGGGUUCCGCCGCCCGCAGCUGCAGCGAAGAGGUAUCCUCUACAAUCUCGUGAUGUGAACGCUCCGGGUCAGCGGGCCUCCGAUCCCGGAGCAUCGCCCUCCUUGGGGCAAUCCCUACCUCCUGCUUACAAGCGAGACGGAUCUGGAAAAACAUCCGCGUAUACAAGCACCGCCCGAAGGAAACUAACCGAGACUACAAGCACUUCAACCGAACGGCAAUUCAACAAGGUACCAGUGGAGGCUUCUCCGCCUCAAAACGUACUAGAAGCGGCGUACAAGUCAUUGUCGCGCUUCUUUUAUCUGCAAGAACACAGUGGAAAUGGCGAAAAUGGAGAGCGCAGACUGAGUGAGUCAUCUUCUGCUGCUAUAAUCGUGGCGGCCGCACAACGACUGAAGGAAAUCCGUGCUGAAGCUGAAGAGAUUCAGCCGCUCGUACCAGCCAGCCUGUGGAUAUCGCAGUGGGUCGACUACACGUCCAAGUACGGCAUCGGCUACAUGCUUUCGAAUGGUGGAUCGGGUGUGUACUUCAACGACUCCACCAAGAUGAUAUCGUCAGCUGACGGCCGCGUGUUCCAGUACAUCGAGCGCCAGAGCAGCAACAAUCGAGUCUCAGAACCGUGUGCUAAGUACACCAUGGAUAACUACGACCCGGCGUUGAAGAAGAAAGUGACACUACUCGGCCACUUUAAGGGAUAUUUGGUGGAUGCCCGUGCGGAGAACGACGAAGCCGACACUCUUGAGAGUCAGCUUGCGCGGUCCUUCGUGCUGUCAUCUCGUGAAGUUGGUACGGAUACGAGCGUGCUUGGAGACAACAGCAGCGGAGACGAGACCAUGGUGUUUGUCAAGAAGUGGGUCAAGACUCGGCAUGCAGUGCUCUUCCAGCUGUCGAACGGCACAGUGCAGUUCAACUUCUUCGACAAGUCGAAGCUCAUGCUAUCCUCAAACGCCCGCGUCGUGACGUACCUGGACCGUGAGGGAGACCUGACUGUUUUCUCAUCGUCAACAGCGAUCCUCACACCGGAGCGACCCGAUCUCGCCAAACGGCUGCGCUAUGCGAAAGACAUGCUGCAGCAAAUGGUGCGGACGCCGGACCACAAGUAG